Molecule: messenger RNA, 668 nt
Organism: Orbicella faveolata
Lineage: Eukaryota; Metazoa; Cnidaria; Anthozoa; Scleractinia; Merulinidae
Product: ras-related protein Rab-10
Molecular function (GO): GTP binding; GTPase activity
Source: RefSeq, a predicted model, not a curated record
CACUCCAGAAGUAAAAUGAUUCAUACAUUGACAAUAAUCUUUGUCUUUCAGGGUAUUAUGUUGGUGUACGACAUUACUCAGGAGAAAACAUUUGAUAACAUCUCCAAAUGGCUGAGGAACAUUGAGGAGCAUGCAAAUGAAGAUGUAGAAAAGAUGAUUCUUGGUAACAAGUGUGAUAUGGAUGAUAGAAGAGUUGUCAGCAAAGAACGAGGGGAACAGAUUGCCAAAGAGCAUGGCAUUCGCUUCUUGGAGACGAGCGCCAAAACCAACAUCAACAUAGAACAGGCAUUUUACAACCUAGCCGAAGAUAUUCUAAAGAAACAAUUGAGCAAGGACAACGAGGAAACUUCUCAAAACAUUCACGUUAGCAAUACACAAGAGAAGAAGGGCGGUUGCUGUUAAAGAAAGUCUAGCAGCAGUUAUAUUUUUGUUUAAUAAUUCACUAGAAUGUACAGUCAAUCCAAGUGAAUAAGCGAGGGAGUCAAUCCUCUAAACAAAUGUAUUUAGCGUCUGCGUUUGACUUGGUAGGGAGGAUGGACUUUGUCACCUUCCUCAGGUGGAAGAUUUUAGAUGUUGAAAUAGUGUGUUGCUGUCUUUGUAAAGAGUGGCCAAAAGGCCACUGGCAUACCUGUGGGGUAGUAGAAAUGGGAAACAACCAAACAGAUAAC